AGGUUUGUGAAGGUUUCGGCGCGACAGCACGCUCGAACACGCUCAACGUCAACUUCGGUAAACAACAUCAAUGGCUCAGUAUCAACAUCCUGUCCAGCAACAGCCAGGUAUUCCUGCAGUUAUCUGAUGCUUAACUCGCAAACUAAACGACUUUUUAUAAGGAAAAACUGAAAUCGCCACGACUGGCGAAUUCGCACGUACAGUGUGGUCACUGAUUUCACGCUUUUGAUUUCAGGGCUUUUAGCUGGUAUAGGACAUUUAGUGUACUCCUGAAGAGCUGAAAAUUAACUGCCCUUUUUGCUGGGGUAGACUAAAGUGUUGAAUCGCCUGUAUCUACAGGAUAAUUCAACACACUAGAACGUAUAGCUAGCAGCAUAGCCUACUGUAUAAUAUUAACUCUGGCUAUUUUGGGGUUUGAUAUCAGACUGUCGGCAUAAAUUAAGCUUUAUAAUAAAUCUGUGCAAGUGUUGAAUCGUUCGUUUAUGACAAUUCAGCGCACUAAAACAGCAAAAACCAAACGACAAGUCGCACAUUAAAAUGCUCUGCUUUUCGAUUGUUUAUAAUUUGAAAUAGCUGGCUACGAAUGUACAUAAUGCGUGUAAUGUUUACAAAAUUAUGUUAUGUAGGGCUCCUUAGUAUUCUGAAUAUUCAUAAGCUCUAAAGCGGAAUUUCCUAGAGGCUAAAAGGCUUUUUAAUACCUUGGUUUUUCAUUGCAGGAGAAAUUGACCUACCAUAACAAAUUUAUUGUUAUUUGAUAAUUUGCUUUAAGUCCUAUGUUACUAAAUAAUUUUCUAGAUUAAGUCAAAUCAACGCAGCUGUCAGGAAUGCUAUCCAGAUGUCAAAGAUGAAUUUUAGUUCGAACAGGAUCUUAAGAAUUGGUGGAAUUAGCAGAAUUUAAAUGGCCAUAGUUAUGGAACUUGCCAAGUCUCACCACUUUGUCGGGAAUCUGAUGGUUUUACGACCUAUUUCAAGCUCUCAUGAGUUAUCAUGCUUUAACGAAAAGUCCAACUCCAAAAGAAUUUUGGAGUUGUAGGGUUUAUAUUUCCAAGUUAGAUAUCAAUACAUAGCCAGCUCAAUCCCAAAAAAUCGCUUAGCAGUCACAUUUAAUUACAUUCUUUUAGCCUACCGCAACUUGCUGCUACCACCAAAUGUGCAGACUCUCUUGUUUCAAGAUGGCCGCCAACAAAACAUAGAAAUUACAAAACCUAAAUUGUAAAAUUGAUUGUGAUGUUUACUGCUGCAGCUUUGAAGUGAUGUGUGACUUCCAAUUACCUAUAAUCCCCACUGGAAGUCCUUUCUGCAGGAAAUUUGGGACAUCUCAUGACUUUCUCACCAGUUUUCCCAGCUCUAGGUUCAGGAGUCUCACAUAUUUUCAAUUUUGCCUUUUGGGGGUUGGCAAGUCUGGGUAAUUGUCAUGAAUUUUUCAGAAAAUGAUAAAAUGGAUACUUACACAUACCUUGUCUUUUUGAUAGGAGAUUAUUCGGUCAAGGUUUAAUAAGUUUCACAUACUUGGCUAAAAGAACAAGGAAUUUUCACACCAAAUAUUUUCCUUGUUUGAAUGCAAACAAUACUUGAAAGUGAUUAGGAUAUUUGUUGAGUUGUUUCAUGGCUUUAGUUCAUAUCAAAAUUACUUGUAUCAAAGUGACUUUAAGUGUCAAAACCAUGCUUCAGGUUUCCACCUUAAGGCCACUUGAAAGAGAGUGAAAAUAAGUUAGAGUGAAAAAUUAAUUUUGCCAUAUAGCUUGGUCUAAGAACAAAAUAUUGUGCUGGGAAAUUUUGAAACAUGUUGAGCUACAUAUUUAUGUGUGGCAAAAAGGGUGUCUUUAUGGCAAAUUGUGCCAUUUCUCUACUGGCCUACAAAUUUAAUAGCUUUGUAAGAAAUUAAUUCGAUCAGUAUUUGGUAACUAGAGAUAGAGACUUGAUGGUUUUAAGUUGACCAUGCUUGGUCUACUGAAUGGUCCUGACUACAACAAAGAAAUAGCGAUAUGUACAUAAAAGCGGUAAACACAAGUUAUUUUUUAGGUAGAUUUGAAGAAACUCAAUACCUGUCCAUAAAAAAUAUGCAAGGAAAGCAACAAGUGUUUCAUCUCGUAAAAUAAAAUGUAUGGGCAAAGCCAGGGCAGGUUACUGGAGGUUAUGAAACUACCCCAUCUUCUUCAGGCUAUGAUAGUUUUUUUAUGAGAAAAAAAAAAAGCACCGAAAGGCCCCCACUUUCUGCCAGAUUACAUUCUGUAAGUCAAUCUUUGCUGUUCAAAAGAUGUUAUUCAGGCAAUAACUCUUGCAGGUGUUCCUGCUCAAAUGAAUUGGAUGCCGGCUCCUCAGGCACCAAUGGGUUGCCCUCCUGGACUGGAGUAUUUAACUGCCAUUGAUCAAGUGCUUGUGCAACAGCAAAUCGAGCUUUUAGAAGGUAUGUUGUUCAUGUAUUCUUCUUACCUAAACAACUUACAGUAGUUUGUAGUUUAUGCUUAGUAAUAUCCUGUUGUUCAGUUUUAUCCUUGGUUUAAUUUUAAUUUUUUCUUGUUUCAAUUUCUUUAUCACACACAUUAUUAUACCCAAAAACAAUUAAGGAAAAUAAAAUUCAAACCAAGGAAAACAACAUAGACCACAAUAUCAUGGUACCUGUACAUAACUCAUGGUCAAAAGUCAGCCAGCAAGUAAUAGCCCAAAAGUCGUUCUGACUAGCCCGAAUAAAAUUCGAUCCUGAUGAGCAGAACUGAUUAAAGUUCAUCUGUAAUUUGAAUUCCCCCACAAAAACUUCACUAUUGGGCAAGUUAAGAAAAGAAUUCACUUAGUCUUAUAGCAGUAUCCACUAACCAUGGUGUUGUCGUCGUUUUGCUGUUCUUCAAGAUUCAUUUGAUUCUCAGUGUCAGUAUUUUAAAAAUUCAAGUUAAUUAGCAUUCACUCGUCGAAAUCGGGCUUGCCUCUUUUCCCUUCUACAUUUUGAGGAUUAAUAGAAUGAUUCGCCUGAAAAAGGAAAAAGCCAAAUAUCCUGAUGAGAAAUUCGCUCAAAGGAUCUCGAAAAAACUACUUACACUAGCGUGAAUUGUCUCCGGGUCUUCGGUUUCUAAAUCUGAAUUCUUCUGUUCAUAUAAACUGCUAGCUCAAAACUGAAUUUUAAAACAUAGCACUCGAAUGCAAAAAUACCCUUAGGGAAUUUGGGGGACGUGUUGUUAUUGGCAAUGGACUUAAUUUAUAACACAUAGGGCUAUUGGACACUACUUUCUUUGCGUGCUUAUGGCUGUGUAAAAUAAUAUAUUUUUGAAACUUAUGGUUUUCUGUUCAAAUAAAGAUCAAAAUCUAUCGCCAGGAGAAAAAUGAGCUUUUUUUACUUUUCGCAUGCUGAUACCCUGAAAAUGUAGCCUCUGCUCGCAGUAUAAAACAAAGGCGAAACAGGUAAAAAGACGUGGAGGACAAGUUUAUUCUUUUAGCUUGAGUUUUACUUAGCAUAAUUUAUGACCUUUUUCUAUAUUUAAAGCUUUCGUGGGAUUUGAGACCAACAACAAGUACAAGAUAUGUAAUUCCAUGGGUCAACAAGUCUACUUUGCUGCUGAAGGUAUGUUGAAUAAGUCAAGCAAUAUAUUAAUGUCUAGCUUGGGACCAGGCUUCGCAUUGUGGGAAGAAGGAGCAAAAAUCAGCAUUGGAUACCAUUCGUCUCACUUCGCUCGCCGAUAGUUUUCCGGUUUUUUGCCUUUUUCUCUCUCUGCGGAGCCCGGUUCCAGGCUACUUAAUGUCAUGUUUUGUUUGUUUGUUUUUUAAGAACUCUUUACAGCUGUAGCAAUUAUAUUGACAUAAGGUAUAAUGGCUAUGUGUAUGUACAUGCUUACAUAAAAAUAAUUAUACUCACGUAUCUUCAGACACCGACUGCUGUACUCGGCAAUGUUGUGGCCCUGGUCGUCCAUUUGAGAUGAAAAUUUUAGACAACAUGCAAAGAGAAGUCAUACACUUGUCCCGACCCCUCCGUUGCCAGUGUUGCUGUUGUCCUUGCUGUCUUCAGGAAAUAGAAGUCCAGUCCCCACCCGGGACAGUCAUUGGAUACGUGGAGCAAAAGUGAGCUAUUUAAACUGAGAUCCAGAUACAGUAAAACUAUAACGAAAACUGUGAACACCUGAAAAAUUUCAGUUAUGUUGAUUGUGUAGUGACCAAAUUACUAUAUAAAGUUCAGGAUAACAUGCCAGUAAACCUUAAAACCACAAACUAAUUACUCUUGCUGUUUAAUGCAGGUUAGUUGUGUUGUGCGCUAGUGGCUUUUACCUCGCAACAUAUCAUAAAAAUUUCUGGUAUGUGAGUUUCACAAUAAGUGUGUUCCCAUAGGCCAAGAUCUAGUCUGGUAUUUAAAAUUACAAGUAGUACUAAAAAUUAAUUGAAGUGAGUAAUGCUAGUAUAAACAACUGCAUUUUAGAAUUGAGCUUCAGGAAGUUGACAGACUAUAUCCUGUAACUCUUCAGACUUUGAAAGAAAUAAGUUUCGGCUGUUGUGGCAUGAUGUUACAAACAAAGGAAUAAUUAUUCGUCAUUGCCCGCGUGCAAAGAAAGUAGUGUCUGAUAGCCCGGGGCUAGUGGAUUUUGCUAUCGGGCUAGUGAAUUCUGUUUUUAGCUUGCCCGACGGGCAAGUGAUAUCUUUUGAGGAAUUUGAAUAACAGAAGAACUGUGAAAUCAAUUCUGGUAGUCAAAAAGUUUUUGGAGCUAGUUGAAAUGACGUCUGGGCUAGUAAAUGCUAGCUUUAGCUUGCCCGAAUGGCAAGCUGUAAAAAUGAUUUUCUUUGCGCCCUGAUUGCCAACAUGCAGUUUCUUGAAAUUUAUCCAGAGUUUUUUGAACCCAUAGAUCUGGAUCCCAUCAUUAUAGCGAUGCCUGCUGUUACACAUGCAUUUGGGUCCUCCUUUUUUGAGGCUGCAAUUUUUUUUUUUGCAUUGGGGGAAGCAUUAGCCUGAUUAUGGUUCAUUGCCAGUAGUCAAUCAUGAAUGUUACGGUCUUGUGGUUCUUGCAUGAAAGGAGGUGGUUUUCAUGGCCAAUAUUUUUUACCCUGGCUGGCCAGUCAUUUAGGAAAACAUAUUUUGAUCAGUCUGGAGAAUUAAUUGCAUGUAGAUAUUGAGGCUCACCAUUUUAAUUAAUUAAUCUAUUUAUUUGUUUAAAUCAGGUGGACGUUGUGGAAAGCAAAGUUAGAAGUGCAAGAUGCGCAACGUCAGCACAUUAUGACGAUCAAUGGACCUUGCUGUCCUUGCAGCUGUGGCUCUGAUGUGGAAUUUCCUGUGAGUUGUUAGGUCAAAGAAAUAACUCUAUCAUUGAAAUAAUGUUAAAUUUUGUUUGCCACUGACUAUUUGUACAGUUGAUUAAAACUUGUUGGUAAUAACUUAAUCUUUAAGUCCCAAUACAGGGCUGUGCUCUAGCAGAGCCCGGUGGCCCCUGGCGCCUAACUUUUGCCCUCAGACGACCAGAAAAUCUCAGAUUUUUCAUACAAAUCAUAUGCUGGGCACCCUAGAUUUUACAGUUUCAGAGCACAAAGGGAAAAUUUUCUCAACUAAUUAGUAUAGGUAACAGCAUGAUUUGCAGUGAUAUUUGGCAUAAAUACCACGAGUGAUAUUUCAAAAUUGUUCUACGUAAUUUCACGAGCUGUUAGGUGAGUGAAAUUUGAGACAAUUUUGAAAUAUCACAAGUGGUAUUUAUGCCAAAUAUCACGUACAAAUCAUGCUAUUAUUUGUUUAUACUACUACCCACAAAAUGGUUGUAAUUUUCACAUGUAGGUAUUUCAAAUUAAGCUGAAAUAUUACUGCUCUAAGCCAAUCAAAUUGCAGAAAUUUCUCAUGUAGUAGUAUAGUACAGUAUAUACAGUGUACUCACUCGGGUGUAUUUAUUCUGGAAAUUCUCGAGAACACUUGUUGAAGAAAAGGGGGUCAUUAUUUCAUCUGAAAUAAAAAUAUUUCUUCUCUACCUGGCAAUACUUUUUCCUUGAUUUUAAUUAAAAUUAAUUUUGCCACCUUUCUUGGAAAAAAGAAGCUUACAAAGUGUUAACAAACUUUAUUCAACCUCUGGGUGACAUAGAGACUUUAUAUGACUGCAAAUUGGUGAAGAUAUCUGCACUGUCUUGGGCUUCAUCAGCUUCAUCCACUAUGGAAAAAACCUUUCUUCCAACAAGCCUUCGCUUUAAAGAAGCACAGUUUCUUCUAAAUAUUAUUCGGUCUCAAACAUUUGUUAGAAUUUGGCAUGGUAUCCAGAAAAUCGGGAAACUGAAACUCAAUAUUUCAGUGGAGCACUAAGUUAAAUGAUUUCUACUUUGUGUACUAAUUAUAUUUUAAAUACGUUUUGUCGUUUUACAUUAGGUCAGUUCUGCUGAUGGCAGCAGUCAGAUUGGAAUGAUUUCCAAGCAAUGGUCUGGUUUUGCGCGAGAAUUUUUCACAGAUGCGGAGAAUUUUGGCAUUCGAUGUAAGGAAUGUUACCUACAAAUAUUAUCAAAAUAAGUCGUAUAAAUGCUUUACAUGAUAGAACCUUUAGUUGACUCAGUGGACAUCUGCCAAUUACGUUUCUUUACACAUUCUGCCCAAGAAGUUAUACGACAGUGUACAGUGUAUGUGGAAUACUGUGACGGUACAAAUAACGUGUUCCACACUAAACAAGUUACAUGUACAAGCAGUGUUAGUUUCUUGUUUGUUUUCUUUUCCUGGGAAAGCCUAAGUCACUAUUAAGCUUAGACACCAUGUCAAAAAUAUAAAAAAUGGGUGAAGGGGAAAUGAUGUUAUUCGACACGUGCGAACGCUAGGAGCACACGAAAAAAAAAAACAAACAAACAAAAACAGGGAGAUCGUUUCCUGUCCCAUUACAGCGCGUUAAGUGACGCCUAUUGUUCUAGUUAGAUUCAGUACUUUUUCCAGCCUUUUUUUCUCGUAUUUAUAUUUGAUGAAUGCGUCAGGUGUGCUAGUGCAUGGUAUCACUCCGUACCCCAACAGUAGCCUUGGGGCGAAAAACGCAGCGUUUUCCUUCCCUCACCCCACCCUCUGAGAACUUACUUACAGGCUACCUGUCUCCCCCCUUGCUGUUGUUUUGCUUCUUAUUUGUCGCGUUCCCUCCAGUUUGCGUUGAGAUGAUAUGAGCUUUGAGAUCCAACGACGCGACGGCAAUGAGAACGUCGCUUAAAAAAGGAACUUUCGUUCUUUCAGUCUUUAUCGCAAUUAUUCUUACCCACUUACUGUGUCAAAUGCAGGCGAACCCUCCUGGAGUUAAAUUCCUAGGGACCACAUUCAAGUACAAAAAGAGAAAUUAAAUUUUGUCGUUGCUUGUUUACGUUCUCCAUAAAACGCGAAAUUGGGCAUUUUCACGUCGUAGUCGUGCAAAAACGGGCAAAGAAAUGCACAAAAAAAGCGUGGUGCACGUGCAAAGUUGUCGUUUUGCUUAUAUAACCUAUUGUUUAUUUGACGUUCUCGUUGCCGUCCGCGUCGUUGGAUCUUAAAGUACCUAAUAGGGAGCUUUAGCAACGUCAACGGCGACGGCGACGGCAGCGAAAACGUUACUUUUAAAAUGAAUUCGUGUUUCUUCAUACUUUGUCGCGUUUAUUCCAAUUCGCUGAAAAUGUCAAAUGAAGGCCAAUUUUUCAGGAAUUGAUUUCUUGAACCGCACUCAAGUUUAGAAAGACAAAGAAAAAUUCGUCGUCGCCUGUUUACGUCCUUUAUAAAACGUGCAAUUAGGUAUUUUCACGACAAAAAAGCGUGAUGCACGUGCAAAGUUGUUGCUUGCUAAUAAAAGCUGUUACCUUUUGGACGUUCUCACUGCCGUCGCCCGUCGUCGUUGCUAAAGCUCCCUAUUAGAGAGGCUGUAAACCGUCGGCUUAAAUCCGGGCAAGUGGCAAAGCAAAGAAACCACGCGCUGUGAAAACCUUAAUCAGGGCAAAUGACUCUUAUCUCAAAGUCCUGUUGUUAACCAUUUCUUUUUAUUCAGUCCCUCUAGACUUGGAUGUCAAGUUCAAAGCCAUUUUAAUGGGAGCCUGUUUCCUUGUUGUAAGUAUUCAUGGCAUACUCGGUCCCUUUGACUGUAAGCAAGCCCUCUAUUUUGAGUGGCAAGGGAAGUAGUCCGCCAGAGAACGCGCGAGUGAGCGGCGUGUUACUUCUCGCACCCAAAUGGACAGUUUGCUUACAGGCUACGUUGCCCAAAGCAGUUAAACGUCCACUGAUGUAAAUGAAAAUCCCGCUCGCAUAUAUGGUAAAGGGUGCGUUCGAUUAACUUUAUUCUAAAAUAGUCGUUCUUGGUAGUUUGCAAUCACAUGACCAGGCGACCAUGUUGGUUGACAAAACAGUACAUUUUUUGUUCGUAGAAUUUGCACGAAAAAAGAAAUUUAUAGUUGCGAGCGAAGGGGAACGCUUUUGUUCAUGUCAACCAACCCGUUUUCAAAAAUAUCCGAUACAUAUGGACAUAGCAGGGCCUGACAUUUUGGGUUUGUACGUUUCACCAGUGGGGUUUAGAGUCGAAGAAACAUUUUUAGCGCUCCUGCUUGGGCCUAAUCCGCGAGACAGCCGUUUUUCGUGUCGUCACGCGACGCUCGAUCCUCUUGUGAGGAGGAGCGCUGCGUGACGACACUAUUAAAAAACGGCUGUGUUGCCGACUAGUUUGGGCCACUCACUACAUGAUCAUCAACUAAUUAUGCCCCAUUCACACCAAAGCUUAUAAAUGUUUUGUUAAACAGGGUUCAAAAUUGUCUCCUUAAUAAAAGCUGCUCACGGACUUUUAGCUAUUACAAAUUAUGUGCAAAUUACAGAGUAAGUUAAAAUUUAGUGAAUUAUUGUGUAAAUGUCUGAGUUCCAGUUGUCCAUCACUGCUUUUCAUUUUUUAAAACCUAGUUUAAUUAAACAGGUUUAGUUGGUGUGAAUGGGUUAUCCUACGGGUGAGGGGAUGGAGACGUAUGACAUUUCAGACUAAACAUUGUGUAUUUUUAUUUUUUUUUUGUUUGUUUGUUUCUCAGGAUUUCAUGUUCUUUGAACAUCAGAACAACAACAAUUGAUACUCAGUCGAUGCGGUUGCAAAUCAGUUAACCUUUGGAAGUGGAUAUGUCGUGGUAGCUUUAUACUCAUUUCAUUUAUUUACAUUGUAUGCUACAGCGCGUGCUCAACCCUAGGAACGAUUAUUGUAUUUAAUUAUUGUAUUUAAUUAUUCUAUUUUAAUAAGCGCGCCUCAAAUGCGACGCUUUUUCGAAUAAUACGGUAUCUUACGCUACUGUAGUUAAGGCUAUACAGGGAACCUUCCCUUCAUCAAAUAACUUACAAGACGAUUAUUUUUGUACAAUUUUUGAUGCGAUUUUGCAUCGCUUAUGCAACCUAACGGCGAUUUUAUUGCCAUUUUUCAUUCUGGCCCCGGUCGUUGAAACGUUGGAUAGUGCUGUCCACUUGAAAUUUAUCGAGGUGGAUAGCGUCAUCCACCUUUGGAACAACUGGGGUCUGGAACCAAUAUCCAGACAACCCUUGGAGGCUUGACCCGCAACCUCGCAGGGAAAAACUUGCGAUCGAGGCUAGACAGGUAAAACAAAGCUACUUUAGUCUCUCGAGACAAAAUGGCCGCCGUGUGACGAAGGCCCGUAGUGGUAAUCACGUGACCGUCUGUACGUCCUAACGUCCGUUCACCCCUACAUGUAAGCCAGUGUCAAAUGUCACAAUUACUACAAGCACUAUACUAAGGGCGGGCAGUGUAGGAGCUGCUCGUAAAGUCUGUCCUAAUUGGUCGCGGGAAACAUUGACAUGUCAUUCUUCCAAUUGUUUUAGUAUUGUCUGGGGUCAGAGAAACGCACCAUUGGUGACUUUUCCGAGCAGCUGCUACGUGACACCGGGUAAGGCAUGGCAGGAGCCCAGGGAAAAUGACAAAAGCCUGUCAGUUAUAUACGCCAUCCAAAUGAAGAUGAACUGACAGCCGUCAAAGCCGAGUCUUUUUUUUUUCGUCUAAGACGUGUAACUAGGACGUUUCACGUUUUAGCCGUGCAAACUUAUGACAAAGAAGUGUACAAAGUUGUUUUUUUUGCUAAUAAGAUCUAUCGUUUUGUUGUUUUUCUUUUACCGUUCUCGUUACCGUGUCGCUCUUUAGAUUUUUUGUUUCUGUAAACUAUAAGUAUAUUAACGAGAGCUUCGCUUUUAGCCCUGGCUAAACGUAUAAAGUAGAAAUAAAUACUUUUAAAUCCUUAAAUAUUACAAAUAUCUAGUGCAUACUCUCAUACCACUUGUAAUAAUGUGAUGUCGAAAAAAUGAAUUAAAUUGAAGCCUGUUUUCCAUAAAUGCCGUUUUUGAGUUAGAAGUUAACAGCUGCCGAAAGCUAGUCAGAAUUUUUGCUUGUCUUUUAUCAGGAGGUUAAAUUGUUCUACAGUACAGCCAUGCGGUAGCAGUAUUUAUAUUUAUAGUAAUUGGUACCUGGCAAGAGACUGCAACGCACAUAUAUACGCCCGUGCGUACAGCUGAAAUCUCAAAAAAUAUAUUUUUCCUGAAAGCGUUUUUAUCAUUUAUCGGAAUGACUGAUUUUCCACAUUAUAUUGGUAUCUUUGCUCGCCUGAUGGGUAGACGUCUCGCCCCCAGUGCUUGUAGCCUCUUCCUUGGCUUCACUGUUUCACUCUUUUUGCCAUAAACACUUUACCUUACCGAUUACAAUAGAGAUGGGUAAACUAAACAAACAACUGUUGCGUGUUCCGUCAUUUUCGAGCCCCUAAAUUUAAUGAAUUUCAAAGGACGUAUGCCUCCAAACCUUCCUAGUUUGCAGCGCCUUCGGGGUCUACCUUUUCUUCCUCUCUUCUUCACGCUGCUGCAAUGUAUAAAUUUGGUAGAAAGGUAAUCAAGCGUAAGGUAAUUUGUAAAGGUAAUAGCAUGAUUUGUCGUGAUAUUUGGCGUAAAUACCACGAGUGAUAUUUCGAAAUUGUUAUAGGUAAUUUCACGAGCCUUUAGGCGAGUGAGAUUUCAGACAAUUUUGAAAUAUUACGGGUGGUAUUUAUGCCAAAUAUCACGUACAAAUCAUGCUAUUAUUUGUUUAUACUACUACCCGCAAAAGGUUUGUAAUUUUCACAUCUAAGUAUUUCAAAUUAAGCUGAGCCACUGCUCUAAGCCAAUCAAAUUGCAGAAAUUUCUCAUGUAGUAGUAUAAAAAGAGUUAUACGCCAUCUCUGCCAUAUCAAUGGGCCACUUCCGAGUUCAAAAAACCCUCACUUUUAAAAUGAGGCCAAGUGCACAACCUUUUUUGUGAAAAUAAUUUUUAUUUGCACAAGAAUGAAAAAUCAUUUUCAUAUCAAAGGCUGAGCACUUAACCUCGUUUUGAUACAGCGGCUCGGGAGAACUCGGAAAUGGCCUACUAGGCGCUGGGUUUCAAUUUUUUUUUUCACCCCAAGCCAGUUUUAAGAGCGAAUGUCUGUAAAAAUCGAUCAGGAAGGGGGGAUAUAAUUUUAAAAAAAAAUCCCCCCAAAUUCUAUAAUUUAACAGACGGCGAUUACAGCAGGCUCUCAACGACCCGGUCAGCUGAUUGUAAUGUAUGCCUAAACCCUACAAAGACCAAGAUCAUGCUGUUCUCAACUCAAUCAAUCAAUCAAUCAAUCAGUCAAUCAAUAUAGUAAUUUUUUUUCAUUAUUUUUGUCAUGCGUUUCAUACAUGAGCCCCCGCGUCGGCUCGGAUUCUGAGGGCUCAAUCCCACGCAAUUGAUUGAUUGAUUGAUUGAUUAAAAUACUGUAUAAAUUUUAGUUUCAUCGGAUUAAGUAUUUUAUUGUUGCCAAAUACGGUGAGUGUCAAGUGCAGGCGAUUUACGACCGUUUGCAAGACCGCUUUUUUGGACCCCAGAUAGACCAGGCUAUGAAAAGAAAAGACCUUGAUUUCGAUCAUUUAACCCCCGGGAGAAAGCUUCUUACCGGAAUAUGUCGUGGGCCGUGGGCAUGCAGGGGUUGUUGGUCGUGGGUGGUGGGUCGUGAUGUCUUGGGUAAAACAAAAAUGUAUAGAAGGAAAAAUAAAUAAAUAGAACAAAAAGAAACUGUGCAAGUUUUCAAGGAACCUCAAGCAAGAAGCAAGUAAAAGCCGAGCAAGCAAGUUAAGCACCUCAUAUUAGUACGGCAAGCACCUGUCACAUCCACGCAGUGUAUUCCGGAUUCCAGGUACUGCCUCCAGGUGUUUGUCAGUGGAACUUGGAUUCCGGAUGUCAAUCGUUAGUGAGAUUCCGGAUGCCUAGCGCCGUAUUCUGGAUUCCAGGGUUUUCGAUUCCACAAGCAAAAAUUUCCCGGAUUCCGGAAGUGAAGGUACACACAUCAUAUACGAAGUGGGUGAAUUACAAAAUAAUGCCGCUGUCCUUGCCUAGUCCCUGUACGGCGUUUUCCCAGUCCCUCUCGGUCAAUUCGUUUCGGUGAGGCGAACGGGCGGGAAACGCCUAGACAAAAACAGAAUGCACAUGCGUGCGUUACUUUUUGAGAUUCAAAGAUGACGUUAAUGUUGUGAGCAGCAAGCAAGCAGGCAGGUAGGAUCGACUUUUGCCGACCGGCUUUGAAAAGUCAUCAGAAUGUUAGUCAUAGUCCUAUGAAGAUUUAUACUGCUCCUUCAAUCUCAUCAUUCCAACUGAGCUAUCGGAGUUUGCCGCUCGCUAAUUUUCAAAGUAAACAUAAUAUUGACCCGUGUGAUGUAAACUUAGACCUCAAAUCUUGAAUAAUUAGAAAAACCAUACUAUCAAAUAAAAUUCAUUAGCUGCGUAUCAAAAAGUGCCCAGAAACUGAAUCUAAAAGUAAAAAUCCUAUAAAAUUCGCCGACAUUCACAGAAGUGAUGCGUGUAUUAUAAAUGUGAGAAGCAUUAAAUUCAACUUGCAUUCGUUGUCUUAGGAUCGUGUUUUGAGCAAAUGGAUGGACCACGUGACCCGAAACCCUUUGGCCGCGAGGAAAAAUGAGGCCUAGGGACUAGGCAACCGCUGUCCAUGAAGGCACGACAACUGGCGCGAGAGGCGGGACGCGCGAGAAAACAAUGCGAUCACAGAAAGCGCUUGGUCAAGGACUGUUAAGCUCGCUGCAUUUCUAGUACAAAAAUGGCUCAGCCACAAAAGCCUGUCCAGCAGCAACCAGGUAUAUCUGCUUAAAUCGCAUUUUUUAACUCAUAAAACUACUUUUAACGGGAAAAACGGAAAUACCCAAGACUGGCGAAAUAAAUGCGAAUUUCGCGGAAGGCUCGCAUGCAGACUGCGCCACUUCACGCUGUUGAUUUCAGGGUAUUUAGAGCUAAAUCAUCAAUAUACUGGAGAGUUUGAUACCAAAACCCUUGAGUUAAGAGAUAAAUCGUUUUAAUUAUGUAUAGGAUCAUUGAUCACAAGUCUAGAACGUGCAGGAAUCAUACUCACCUAUUUUGAUAACAUUCGGCAUGCAUUUCAGGGCAUUUGCAUCCGAGUUUUAUGUCUCUGCAGGUGUUGCGACCAGAGUAAUUCUACGCAGUAAAACAAGCAAAAUUAAAACGGGGAUGUUACACACUAAAAGGCUCUGCUUUUCGACUGACACUCACUGUUGUCAAUAUUAGAUAGCUGAUUACGAAAGUUAAUGUUGUUUACAGACUUCGUAAGGUUCCCUCGCUGAAUUAUUAUUCAAAUGCUCUGAAGCGGAAUUUUUAAGUUAUGUUAAUAUUUAUGCCUUUUCCCUCGCCUUGCUUUUUUGUGGCAGGAGAUAUUAACCUACCGUAACAAAUUAAUGUUCUUUAAAAAUAUUUGCUUCAAGUCCUAAAACAUAUUAGUUAAUGAUUUCCUGUAAUUAUUUUAUUCCUGUAUCAAACACAGCUGUUAUAACUGCCUGAAAGGAUCUUAAGAGUUUGCAGAAUUAGCAGAAUUUAUAUGGCUAUAAGUUGCAGUAAACCCCUUUAGCUUCUAUGUUUUGCUUUCGCAAUGUAGGUUAUGUGAUAAUAAUAUUACUCCAGAAUUCGUCGUGACAGCAUUUGUUUGCAUUAGUUAUAAAAAGACUGAAGGGGUAAAUUCUCCCGAGACUGUCUCUGGGAACACAAAACAUACAAGAUGACGAGGUCUAUCACAGGGAUAUACCUAAAAUACCCACCUUUAGACAACUGUAAAAAUUAACAAAAUUAUGAGAGCAAAUUAAUAUAAUUAAAUAGAUCUAAUCAUGAUUUUGGAAGCCAUCUUGUCGGGUGUUAAUAUGAGAAUCUAAUGUCAAAUUAUUUUUGUAGAAAAGCUGUUCUGCAGUUUUUCCUGGGAAAUUUUAGUGAGCAGGAAAAAAACAAUUGCAGACAUUAAUGAAUGGGAAAUUUCAUAAAGUGGUUCUAGCACAGAUAAGGCUCUCAAUUUUUUUCAGUAGAAUCUUUAGGAGUGAAGCUUUAGUUUACAAUAAUUAUUCAUAUUAUUUUUCAGUUGAGCCGUUUUAUGUUAAUUAUUUGACAUUAGAUUCUCGUACAAACGCUAUAAUUUCUUAUGCAGUUGCCCACCCAUCAAGCUGCCUUCCAAAAACAUGAUAAGGUCUGUUGAAACCUUGCUAUAGUUCUGGAAAAGAUGAUUAUUUUAGUCAGACACAUGUGUGACUGUUCUUCUGUUGGGAGCCAGUUGUAACAGCCCGGAAACUGCUUUCACUCAUUAUAGUUCUUGAAAUUAGCCUUUACUUUUGGCUAUUUGACAAUAUAGUUGUUUUCAGAGAAUUAUGCUCUUUUCUUUAACCCUUAUCAAUUUAAUGGCCAAAGUGAUUUAUUACUGAUAAUUCACAAACAUUCCAAAGUUCUUUUGUAAACCCCCAUGGGGUCUGUUUAAAAUUUCUGCCCAGAAGUUUUCAAUUGGUAAGAUCACAGGAUCACCCACAGCUUUAGUUUCAAGAGAAAAAUAACUUUGCCAACCAAAACCCCUUUGUCAGGCUGAUCUGAUGAAGUGCAGAUCUGCAAAAACAAUAUUAGUAUCACAUUUACUGUCUUUUCAUGUCAGACUAUUACAUUAGUUUGAUGCCAGACUUGACACUGAAUGAUCUGCACAAUCCUCUUGUAAAAACAAUAUUAAAACACCUCAGGAAAAGGGCUGCUAUAUAAAGGCUACAUAAAGCUUUAGUUAAAUACCAGCUCACUACAGUGAAUUGAAAAAGGAAGCAAUUAAUUAAUAGUAAUGGUGUAAUUAAUUGAUAAAGAAUAAUAAUUGAUUACAUGUAAUUACAAAUCCUGCUUCAGCCAAAAAUUUUUUGGGCUAGUUAAAAUGAAUUUCGGAAUAGUACAUGCGUGCCACCAAGGUUUUAGCCAAAAGGGUGUCCAGUCAUCCUAUGGAUGCCCGUUUUUGAAGAAAUACAGUGAAAAUUCACUUGAUCUCUUAUAAUUUUAUGGGAAAACAUGCCUUCUGUAUGGCCAGCUUUCAAAGUCUGGCUAAAAGCCUGCUUGCCACAGCUUUCCCAUAACAAGCUGUAAUAAAAUCUGACUUUCUUUGCACCCUUAGGGUGCAUUUUAUAUUCCUUUGAGAUGAUCCGGAUCAGGAUCAGUGAUCCGAGAUAAAACUCAGAUCAUUGUUGAUCAAAUGAACCGACAAAUCCUUGUACAGAGUGGAUUCAUCGCUUCAUUGAUCUACCAUUGAUCCAAGGGAUCUCGGAUCACUGAUCCUGAUCCGGAUCAUCCCAAAGGAAUGCACCCUUAAUGCCUCACUAGAAGUCACUUACCUCAAUAUAACGAGGGACUGGCAAAACAGUUCGCUAUAAUAAGAUUUCAUUAUAUCAAGGUUCUUUUCCAUAAAUUUUACUAUUCAUGGGGUAAAAAAAAAAACAGUUCAUUAUACCAAGGACUUUGUUAUACAUGUAUAGUCAUAGUUCAAUAAGCACAAGGAAUGUUCCGCAGGGGUGUAUCCAGAACUGUUACAUACAGUGGAACCUGGAACCCCUACACAUGUAUAUAACGAACCUCUAUACAUCUAUAACAAAGUCGUUGGUAUAACAAACUAUUUUUUUUUUUUACCCCAUGAAUAGUUAGCACAUGGAAAAGAACCUCGAUAUAAUGAAACCUUAUUAUAGCAAAAAAGCCAGUGAUUUACAAUUAAAUUAUUAAACAAAUUAUUUUGUAAUAACUCUAACUUAUUGUGGUGCAGGUGCUCCUGGUCAAUUGAUGAAUUGGAUGCCGGCUCCUCAGGCACCAAUGGGUUGCCCUCCUGGACUGGAGUAUUUAUCUGCCAUUGAUCAAGUGCUUGUGCAACAACAAAUUGAGCUUUUAGAAGGUAUUCCUCUUACUUACAGCUUACAUUCAUUAGUGCUCAGUUAUACGCAUGUGUUUAAAAUGAUAUUUUAGAUGAACUGGAAUUAACCUUUAAAUCUCUUUUGAAACAAAGGUCCAUAGAUGUGACCAGAAAAAUGAACUUUUUGGAUGUAUUUUUGCUCAAAACCAAAGUACAAACUACAGGAAAAAUAAGUGCGGGAAAAGUUUAUUCCUUUAGUUGAUGAUCCCUUACAUGGAAGUGGCAAAUUCAGCUGCUUAUAUUAUUUGGAGAAAGUAAAUAUUAAUAUUGUGAGAGUGUGUGUUCACUUUAUAGCAAAGUUUGUAAAAGCAUUAUAUUGUUUGUACAUGUCAUGUACAAUGUACCAUAUCAAUGUUCAAACAUUUUGACUGUGGGUUAUUUUGGGAAAUUGUGAGCAUGCACAGAAUUUGCAUAGAUCUGUACAUGCAUUUAUCAAUUAUGUAAUUACAGGCCGGUGCAUGUUUGUUUUAUAAAACUUUCACAGGUAGAAGAUCCAUAUUAAAGGCAAUUUUGUUCCAUCAGAAUAAACAUGUACAGCACCUUUUAUAGGCUAUUUCUCAGUGGCAAUAGUAAGAAUAGGAAAAAAUAAUAAAUUGUUACUGGUUGCUCAUAAAAAUAUAUUGACUUAGGAUUAUGGAAGGUGAAGUCAGAGGAGGUUUACAGGGGCCUUAAAAUAUUAAAUUUCGGCUUGUUUGCCCAGGGCAGAUGUUGAUACCCAUGCAUUGGUAAGGAAAAGGAAAGGAAAGUGGGAAAAUCAGACAGCAUCCUGACAUCAAUUUUUUUAAUGUAUCCCUGUUGACCUUUAAUACAGAACAGUGUAACUUAAUUACAAACAAUAGACUUCUUCAAGUCAAGAUGCAGCAAAACUGACGUUAAGCCCCCUUAAACCUUUUUACUAAAAAUACAGCAUGAGCAGUUGGAGGUAAAAGAGCUGCAAAAUGCUCAAGACCACCCACCCAUUGAGCUGUACAAUUAAAAUUCUUUGUGAUUCUGACACAUGUAUGACCUUUAUCUUCAAAGCUUUUACUGGAUUUGAAACCAACAACAAGUACAAGAUAUGUAAUUCCAUGGGUCAACAAGUGUACUUUGCUGCUGAAGGUAUCUUAAAUAAGUCAAACAAUUCACCUCUUUAAUGAUGUUGUAAGGAAAACUGAAAUUCAGGUUACAGUCAGUGGUUUCAAACCAAGGCUGAUUCUCAGUUCCUUUGACUCACUGUUCUAAUAUAUUUAUGAUCAUGUUUAAUUACUAUAGUUAAUAAUCAACUUAACAUAGAGCAUUGAUAUUUAAUGUAAUAAUUAUAUAUUGUAAUAAGGGACACAAUUAGAGUGUAUGAAAUACCAUAGCUUACAGAUUUUAGCCGAAUGAUGCUAGAGUAAUUCUCAUACAAAUUUUUAAUUUAUUAGUCUAGUUUGUCAUAUGGGAAGAUCAACGUUUGUCCCGGAGACAAUCUUCAGACGUUCAAGCCAUCUGAAGCAAACGGAUAGAAUGGGAUGGACAAUCCAAACUCAUUCAGAAAAACUUAACUGAGCCAGGCAUCAAACUUUUCAUGAACCUAGCUCACAAAGUUUGGUUCAUCUCAAGAAAAGUUCAACGUUUGGCCCAAGGCCUUAAUAGUUGUUAACUGCAUAAUGAAAAAAUCAAUUAUGCUUACCUAUCUUCAGACACUGACUGCUGUACUCGGCAAUGUUGUGGCCCUGGUCGUCCAUUUGAGAUGAAAAUUUUAGACAACAUGCAAAGAGAAGUAAUACACUUGUCGCGACCCCUCCGGUGCCAGUGCUGCUGUUGUCCUUGCUGUCUUCAGGAAAUAGAAGUCCAGUCUCCUCCAGGGACAGUUGUUGGAUAUGUGGAACAAAAGUAAGCUCCUUUUACUGAGAUCUUAAGUCUGAUUCGAAAAGCAAAGAUGGACAUCUAUUUCAAAUGUGUAGUUUUGGAAAAUAUCUCCCCCCGCCCUUGUGUAGGGCACUUUUGUUUUGGUGCUUCAAUCCAACCUGGAAUUUUCAUUUCAGCAGGUGAAUGUUGUACCCCCUCCCCCUCACACCCUGGAAAGUCCGUUAUUUUUUCACCUGGUUGGUUACCCUUGAAAGACCAUUUUGCUGAAAAUGCUGUUGCAUUAUACUUCUAUACAAAAUUAAGAUGCCCAAUAUGCAAAAACUGCACUUAAAAAUUGAGUGAAUAGAAUCGUACGCUUCAAAAAACUGCAUGUUGGAGUUGAGCUUCAGAAAGUGGCUAUACUAUGUUGAAAUUCUGCACAAACCUUGUGUAAGGUAUAGCUUAGCAUUUUUUUAUAAUUAUUUCUUAAACAGGUGGACAUUGUGGAAAGCAAAGUUAGAAGUGCAGGAUGCACAGCGUCAGCAUAUUAUGACGAUCGAUGGACCUUGCUGUCCUUGCAGCUGUGGCUCUGAUGUGGAAUUUCCUGUGAGUUGUUAGGUUAAAGGAACAAAAAUUCUCCAAACUGAUCAUCAGACAUUUUCUUAUAGAAUUACUGGAGAGAAUUUGAUAAAAAAAAAUCAAACCAAUUUCUCUAUUUCCUUUUUUCUUUUUCUUGAUUAUGUGUCUAUAUAUAUUGCUGGAAGGAAAAUUGGUGGAUAAAUUUAGGUUUCAGGGAAACUUCCCACCUACCCCUCCCCAAUCCAUCAUUUUGCCGUAAGUGAGAAGUAAGUGUUAAUUUAGUUUAGGGAAGGGGUAGGUGGGCAGUUUCCCGGAAACCUAACUUGAUCCAAAUUGGUCACUCUUGGGACUUCAGAAGGGUAAGGCUGCGGUGUCAUCUGAAAAUAAUAUUUUGUCUCAAAUAUUUUUUAGCCUUUGGCAUAGUACAUGUAUCUGGAAAAACCAGGAGACAGAAUUCAAUAUUAAGUCAACACACGAUAAUCUGUGAUUUCUUCUAGUUUACUGGAGCACAAAGUUUCGAUGUUUCCUACAUUGCGUUUAUUAACGUAUUCAUCUUACUCUAGGUCACUUCUGCUGAUGGCAGCAGUCAGAUUGGAAUGAUUUCCAAGCAAUGGACUGGUUUUGCACGAGAAUUUUUUACUGAUGCUGAGAACUUUGGCAUUCGAUGUAAGAAAUGCUAACUUAUAAAUUAUAUAAAAAAACUACUGCAGCGUAACUGUUUUUGUCCUGUAAAUAAUUAGUUCAAUCAGUAUCAGGUCUUUGUACCCAAAUCGCUUCUGUCAGUGUAGAGCUCAAGGGGUCAGAGGGUAGGAGGAGAGAACCCACCCCUGUAACCCUUACGCGCUUGUCACGUUCGAGUUUUUUUUUGAGAAACUAAAGUAGCUGUCAACAGUCGACCUUUCAUCAUGAGGCCGAUAUCCUGGCUAACCAGGCAACAAACUUGCCAUUUACAUCAGGUCAAACACUGGUCAUGCGCACUUCUCUCAAUCUUUACUGCAAACAUGCACGGCUCUGGGCUGGAUCGCCAACCUCGCUCCCAGGGUUCUCUCCGUAGGCCGAGUAGCUAUUAAUCAAAAUUUUGUUCUGUUCAGUCCCCUUAGACUUGGAUGUCAAGUUCAAAGCCAUUUUAAUGGGCGCUUGUUUCCUUGUUGUAAGUACUGUUACUAAGAUACUGUCACUGUUAGGCACCCUUUUUCCCGUAGCAAGCGAGCAAGCUCUCGAUUUUUAAGUAGCAAGCGAAAUGAGCCGCGAAAGCGAGAGCAAGUGGCACAUGACUUCUUGCGGAAACCGGUCGUUUCGACACGAACUCUAGCAGUGAGACUGCAUGCACAAAAAUUUCGAUCACUUCAAGUAAAUUUUGCAAUUGAACAAGAAAAAACAUUUUGGGUGAGUGUUCUUCGUUCUUUAAAUAAGCCAAGUGCGUGAAACUAUUUACGCCUCGAAGGAAUUAACUUCACUUGUAUCGAAACGACCGGUAACCCUACUUGCGAUAUCCCCCAAAUUCUCAGAGACUUGUCUCGCAAGCUACCAUCUCAGACCCAACGCGCGCACGUGGAAUAAUUCUUAAUUGUUAAAAAGUGAAUCAUUGGAUAAUGCAAUUCUAGAGCUGUGAUUGGCCUGCCAUCAGGGUAUAUGAGCCAUUAUACCAUGCUCUCCAUAUACGGCAGGUGUAUGUGUCUGCUCAAAAUUAAAAACAAGCUGAAAAUCGCUUGUUUUUACAAAUUAAGUCGGAAAGUAAUCUCGGUAUUUUGUGGGCGUUUUUAAUCAAAUAAUUAUUCCACUUGAGCUUGUUGGAUAUGAGAUGAUUAUAGCCAACGAAGCGUGCAUCUCAUAUCCAACUCGCAUUCAAGGCUGACUGGCUAUCCUAACUGUUAUUCCUCGGUUUUACAAUUCAAAUUAAACCUCUUCAACAGUACUAAGCCUAGUCUGAGAAAACAGCAGACGUUUGGCGACGUGACCAAGGUGGUUCAUUUAUCGGGGAAAGCCUUGGUGGCGUCGCAAAAGUCGGUUGUUUUCUUUAGCUAAGCUAAGCCUGGCGUUUUUUUUUUUAAAGAAAACAUUGCAGAAAAAUUUUUUAAAAAAUCGGCGUUUUUAAAUGUAGUUUUGUGGUUUCUUUUUUUUCAGUCUUGGUAUUUUAUUUGUUAAUUGUAUUAAGUUUAGUUAAAGGGACAGGUUCACGGUUAAGCGCAUGCUCAUUAAUUAAAUUACUUCUUUCCAAUUUAUUAUUAAUUCUAUCCGUUAAUAAUCCCACUCACAUGUAUCUCAGCGAUCUCAGAGUGUAUUUCUUUGACAACAUUAUGACAUGAUCAUAUUGCUUGCAUAGACGAUACAGCAUGUCACGCAGAGAAACAGCAUUUUAAUAAAUGAGCAUGUGCUGAGCCAUGAACGUGUCCCUCUAAUACUUUUUGUUGCGAUAAUAAACGUGACACGAUGAUCCAGUAACUUGAGUCCAGGCCAUUCUGAUUUUCCUCUCGGGAUCAUUUGCGGUCGACAAUGGGGAUCACUUGCGGUCGAGGAUCAUCAUUUGCGGUCCACUCUGGGGAUCAUUUACGGUGGGGGAUCAUUUGCGGUAAUUUACAGUAGCGUGAAAGGGGAAGGAAUCAACUGCAGUCGUGGGUAAUUGUCACUUUUGACAUGUUCUCCCCCUGUUGAACUAAGUUGUCUUUCGUUGUAAUUCUCUUUUUGCACUAUUUUUUUUUCAGGAUUUUAUGUUCUUUGAACACAACAACUGAUUCCCAGUUAACGCUCGCACACACCAGUUCACCUGUAGAAGAGAUACCUUGAGAUAUUUACUGGAACUACUAUGAAGUCGAGGCUCAUGUGGGAAUCUUCCCAUCAUGCAAGCGUUACCAGGCAAUUUUCUCUUGCGAUUUUGGGUGCGAUUUCGAAUUGCCUUGCUAAAGAAGCGCCAAUUUUAAGGCGACUUUAUUGCAAUUUUCAAUAAUCUUGAACCAACAGACCUUGUCACGGUUUUCGACGCCAUCUUGACGAGUAGGCAAACGCGUG
This is a messenger RNA of Porites lobata, 21539 nucleotides long. Lineage: Eukaryota; Metazoa; Cnidaria; Anthozoa; Scleractinia; Poritidae. The record is from the annotation of a GenBank genome assembly.